AUGAAUAGAGUAAAAAGUCUUCACUAUCCUGAGGGCUAUGUAGGCUGCUACAAGGAUUCUUAUUUUAGAGUUUUACCUACAGAACUGGAGUAUCUGGAUUUGAACUGUGCUGCUACAUGUAAAGGUGAAUGUAAGAAAGAGGGAUUCAGAUAUGCUGGCACAGAGAGUGGCGAAGAAUGUUUCUGUGGGAAUGAAAUUAAUCAGAACCACGACACACUCCCUGAUACGGAAUGUAACGUCCCAUGCCCUGGUCAAAAAGACGAAAACUGUGGCGGGCACUGGCGUAUAUCCAUAUACGAUACAUCUGAAACAAAUAAACAUCUAAGUGGGUCCACAACAGUGACAAGAGACGUUUUUUCACCUGUCGUAACAGUUUCACAAACCCAAGCCGGAGGAACGCAAGACCCGGCGACACCCACCACAGCUUCUGAUGAAAUACCAACAGAAGCUUCUGAUCCGACUGUACUGCAGUUCAUAACUUCAUCAGCUGCCACAAUUUCACCAACACAAGCUGUAAGAACACAAAACCUAACGAAGCAUACAACAGCUACUAAUGGAAGCAAAUCAGUAGUUUCUGAUCCGACUACACAACAGUUAAUUUCUUCAACAGCCAACAUAGUUUCAACGAAAGAUGUAAGAAUACAAAACCUGACGACGCCUACAACAGCUACUGAUGAAAUAAAGUUAGAAGUUUCUGAUCCAACUACACCACAAUUAAUUCUUUCAACAGCCAACACAGUUUCAACGAAAGAUGUAAGAAAUCAGAACCGGACGACGCCUACAACAGCUACUAAUGAAAUAAAGUCAGAAGUUUCUGAUCCAACUAUACAACAAUUAAUUCCUUCAACAGCCAACACAGUUUCAACGAAAGAUGUAAGAAUGCAAAACGUGACGACGCCUAUAACAGCUACCGAUGAAAUAAAGCCAAACGUUUCUGAUCCAUUUAUACCACAAUUAAUUCCUUCAACAGCCGACACAGUUUCAACGAAAGAUGUAAGAAUACAAAACCUGACGACGCCUACAACAGCUACCGAUGAAAUAAAGUCAGAAGUUUCUGAUCCAACUACACCACAAUUAAUUUCUUCAACAGCCAACACAGUUUCAACGAAAGAUGUAAGAAUACAAAACCUGACGACGCCUACAACAGUAACUGAUGAAAUAAAGCCAGAAGACUUUGAUCCAACUACACCACAAUUAAUUCCUUCAAAAGCCAACACAGUUUCAACGAACGAUGUAAGAAUUCAAAACCUGACGACGCCUAUAACAGCUACCGAUGAAAUAAAGUCAGAAGUUUCUGAUCCAACUACACCACAAUUAAUUCCUUCAACAGCCAACACAGUUUCAACAAAAGAUAUAAGAAUACAAAACCUGACGACGCCUACAACAGCUACUGAUGAAAUAAAGUCAGAAGGUUCUGAUCCAACUACACCACAAUUAAUUCCUUCAACAGCCAACACAUUUUCAACGAAAGAUGUAAGAAAACAAAACCUGACGACGCCUAUAACAGCUACCGAUGAAAUAAAGUCAGAAGUUUCUAAUCCAACUACACCACAAUUAAUUUCUUCAACAGCCAACACAGUUUCAACGAAAGAUGUAAGAAUACAAAACCUGACGACGCCUGCAACAGUUACUGAUGAAAUAAAGCCAGAAGACUUUGAUCCAACUACACCACAAUUAAUUCUUCAACAGACAACACAGUUUCAACGAAAGAUAGUUUUACCUACAGAACUGGAGUAUCUGGAUUUGAACUGUGCUGCUACAUGUAAAGGUGAAUGUAAGAAAGAGGGAUUCAGAUAUGCUGGUACAGAGUGCUCUGGGCAAAAAGACGAAAACUGUGGCGGGCACUGGCGUAUAUCCAUAUACGAUACAUCUGAAACAAACAAACAUCUAAGUGGGUCCACAACAGUGACAAGAGACGUUUUUUCACCUGUCGUAACAGUUUCACAAACCCAAGCCGGAGGAACGCAAGACCCGGCGACACCCACCACAGCUACUGAUGAAAUACCAACAGAAGCUUCUGAUCCGACUGCACUGCAGUUCAUAACUUCAUCAGCUGCCACAAUUUCAUCAACACAAGCUGUAAGAACACAAAACCUAACGAAGCAUACAACAGCUACUAAUGGAAUCAAAUCAGAAGUUUCUGGUCCGACUACACAACAAUUAAUUUCUUCAACAGCCAACACAGUUUCAACGAAAGAUGUAAGAAUACAAAACCUGACGACGCCUAUAACAGCUACCGAUGAAAUAAAGUCAGAAGUUUCUGAUCCAACUACACCACAAUUAAUUCCUUCAACAGCCAACACAGUUUCAACGAACGAUGUAAGAAUUCAAAACCUGACGACGCCUAUAACAGCUACCGAUGAAAUAAACCAACACAGUUUCAACAAAGAUAUAAGAAUACAAAACCUGACGACGCCUACAACAGCUACUGAUGAAAUAAAGUCAGAAGGUUCUGAUCCAACUACACCACAAUUAAUUCCUUCAACAGCCAACACAUUUUCAACGAAAGAUGUAAGAAUACAAAACCUGACGACGCCUAUAACAGCUACCGAUGAAAUAAAGUCAGAAGUUUCUAAUCCAACUACACCACAAUUAAUUUCUUCAACAGCCAACACAGUUUCAACGAAAGAUGUAAGAAUACAAAACCUGACGACGCCUGCAACAGUUACUGAUGAAAUAAAGCCAGAAGACUUUGAUCCAACUACACCACAAUUAAUUCCUUCAACAGACAACACAGUUUCAACGAAAGAUGUAAGAUUACAAAACGUGACGACGGCUACAACAGCUACCGAUGAAAUACUAAAAGAAGUUCCUGAUGAGACUACACCGCGAUACACACUUUCAACGGCUAGCACAGUUUCAUCAACGUAUACUGCUGGAAACAAAAAUGCCGUAAAAAGUCUUUACUACCCUGAGGGCUAUGUAGGCUGCUACAAGGAUUCUUAUUUUAGAGUUUUACCUACAGAACUGGAGUAUCUGGAUUUGAACUGUGCUGCUACAUGUAAAGGUGAAUGUAAGAAAGAGGGAUUCAGAUAUGCUGGUACAGAGAGUGGCGAAGAAUGUUUUUGUGGGAAUGAAAUUAAUCAGAACCAUGACAAACUCCCUAACACGGAAUGUAACGUCCCAUGCUCUGGGCAAAAAGACGAAAACUGUGGCGGGCACUGGCGUAUAUCCAUAUACGAUACAUCUGAAACAAACAAACAUCUAAGUGGGUCCACAACAGUGACAAGAGACGUUUUUUCACCUGUCGUAACAGUUUCACAAACCCAAGCCGGAGGAACGCAAGACCCGGCGACACCCACCACAGCUACUGAUGAAAUACCAACAGAAGCUUCUGAUCCGACUGCACUGCAGUUCAUAACUUCAUCAGCUGCCACAAUUUCAUCAACACAAGCUGUAAGAACACAAAACCUAACGAAGCAUACAACAGCUACUAAUGGAAUCAAAUCAGAAGUUUCUGGUCCGACUACACAACAAUUAAUUUCUUCAACAGCCAACACAGUUUCAACGAAAGAUGUAAGAAUACAAAACCUGACGACGCCUAUAACAGCUACCGAUGAAAUAAAGUCAGAAGUUUCUGAUCCAACUACACCACAAUUAAUUCCUUCAACAGCCAACACAGUUUCAACGAACGAUGUAAGAAUUCAAAACCUGACGACGCCUAUAACAGCUACCGAUGAAAUAAAGUCAGAAGUUUCUGAUCCAACUACACCACAAUUAAUUCCUUCAACAGCCAACACAGUUUCAACAAAAGAUAUAAGAAUACAAAACCUGACGACGCCUACAACAGCUACUGAUGAAAUAAAGUCAGAAGGUUCUGAUCCAACUACACCACAAUUAAUUCCUUCAACAGCCAACACAUUUUCAACGAAAGAUGUAAGAAUACAAAACCUGACGACGCCUAUAACAGCUACCGAUGAAAUAAAGUCAGAAGUUUCUAAUCCAACUACACCACAAUUAAUUUCUUCAACAGCCAACACAGUUUCAACGAAAGAUGUAAGAAUACAAAACCUGACGACGCCUGCAACAGUUACUGAUGAAAUAAAGCCAGAAGACUUUGAUCCAACUACACCACAAUUAAUUCCUUCAACAGACAACACAGUUUCAACGAAAGAUGUAAGAUUACAAAACGUGACGACGGCUACAACAGCUACCGAUGAAAUACUAAAAGAAGUUCCUGAUGAGACUACACCGCGAUACACACUUUCAACGGCUAGCACAGUUUCAUCAACGUAUACUGCUGGAAACAAAAAUGCCGUAAAAAGUCUUCACUACCCUGAGGGCUAUGUAGGCUGCUACAAGGAUUCUUAUUUUAGAGUUUUACCUACAGAACUGGAGUAUCUGGAUUUGAACUGUGCUGCUACAUGUAAAGGUGAAUGUAAGAAAGAGGGAUUCAGAUAUGCGGGCACAGAGAGUGGCGAAGAAUGUUUUUGUGGGAAUGAAAUUAAUCAGAACCACGACACACUCCCUGAUACGGAAUGUAACGUCCUAUGCCCUGGUCAAAAAGACGAAAACUGUGGCGGGCACUGGCGUAUAUCCAUAUACGAUACAUCUGAAACAAAUAAACAUCUAAGUGGGUCCACAACAGUGACAAGAGACGUUUCUUCACCUGUCGUAAUAGUUUCACAAACCCAAGCCGGAGGAACGCAAGGCCCGGCGACACCCACCACAGCUACUGAUGAAAUACCAACAGAAGCUUCUGAUCCGACUGCACUGCAGUUCAUAACUUCAUCAGCAGCUACAAUUUCACCAACACAAGCUGUAAGAACACAAAACCUAACGAAGCAUACAGCAGCUACUAAUGGAAGCAAAUCAGAAGUUUCUGAUCCGACUACACAACAAUUAAUUUCUUCAACAGCCAACACAGUUUCAACGAAAGAUGUAAGAAUACAAAACCUGACGACGCCUACAACAGCUACUGAUGAAAUAAAGUCAGAAGUUUCUGAUCAAACUACACCACAGUUAAUUCUUUCAACAGCCAACACAGUUUCAACGAAAGAUGUAAGAAUACAGAACCUCACGACGCCUACAACAGCUACUAAUGAAAUAAAGUCAGAAGUUUCUGAUCCAACUAUACAACAAUUAAUUCUUUCAACAGCCAACACAGUUUCAACGAAAGAUGUAAGAAUACAAAACCUGACGACACCUAUAACAGCUACUGAUGAAAUAAAGCCAAACGUUUCUGAUCCAUUUACACCACACUUAAUUCCUUCAACAGCCAACACAGUUUCAACGAAAGAUGUAAGAAUACAAAACCCGACGACGCCUACAACAGCUACUGAUGAAAUAAAGUUAGAAGUUUCUGAUCAAACUACACCACAAUUAAUUCUUUCAACAGCCAACACAGUUUCAACGAAAGAUGUAAGAAAUCAGAACCUCACGACGCCUACAACAGCUACUAAUGAAAUAAAGUCAGAAGUUUCUGAUCCAACUAUACAACAAUUAAUUCCUUCAACAGCCAAAACUGUUUCAACGAAAGAUAUAAGAAUACAAAACCUGACGACGCCUACAACAGCUACUGAUGAAAUAAAGUCAGAAGUUUCUGAUCCAACUACACCACAAUUAAUUUCUUCAACAACCAACACAGUUUCAACAAAAGAUGUAAGAAUACAAAACCUGACGACGCCUACAACAGUAACUGAUGAAAUAAAGCCAGAAGACUUUGAUCCAACUACACCACAAUUAAUUCCUUCAACAGCCAACACAGUUUCAACGAACGAUGUAAGAAUUCAAAACCUGACGACACCUAUAACAGCUACCGAUGAAAUAAAGUCAAAAGUUUCUGAUCCAACUACACCACAAUUAAUUCCUUCAACAGCCAACACAGUUUUAACAAAAGAUGUAAGAAUACAAAACCUGACGACGCCUACAACAGCUACUGAUGAAAUAAAGUCAGACGGUUCUGAUCCAACUACACCACAAUUGAUUCCUUCAACAGCCAACACAGUUUCAACGAACGAUGUAAGAAUUCAAAACCUGACGACGCCUAUAACAGCUACCGAUGGAAUAAAGUCAGAAGUUUCUAAUCCAACUACACCACAAUUAAUUUCUUCAACAGCCAACACAGUUUCAACGAAAGAUGUAAGAAUACAAAACCCGACGACGCCUACAACAGUUACUGAUGAAAUAAAGCCAGAAGACUUUGAUCCAACUACACCACAAUUAAUUCCUUCAACAGCCAACACAGUUUCAACGAAAGAUGUAAGAUUACAAAACGUGACGACGCCUACAACAGCUACCGAUGAAAUACUUAAAGAAGUUCCUGAUGAAACUACACCGCGAUACUCACUUUCAACGGCCAGCACAGUUUCAUCAACGUAUACUGCUGGAAACAAAAAUUCCGUUGGUGUCAUAGCAGCGGUUGUUGCAACAUCUGUGGUCAUGCUACUGAAACGGAGGCGAAAAAGUGUACAUUUGUUACCCGACGUAAGGUAUCAUGCAGCUUGUUCUACACGAGAAACAUUUGAAGACGAUACAGAAGCUAGUCAAUUUUUGAAGAAUAUGUCUAAACAUAAUGCUACAAACCUCUCAGCUUAA
This is a messenger RNA of Mercenaria mercenaria, 6537 nucleotides long. Its product is annotated as mucin-17-like. The coding region runs from base 1 to 6537 and encodes 2178 amino acids. The transcript is spliced from 16 exons. The record is from RefSeq and is a predicted model, not a curated record. NCBI's taxonomy places the organism in Eukaryota, Metazoa, Mollusca, Bivalvia, Venerida, Veneridae.